This is a messenger RNA of Stylonychia lemnae, 1641 nucleotides long. The record is from the annotation of a GenBank genome assembly. NCBI's taxonomy places the organism in Eukaryota, Ciliophora, Spirotrichea, Sporadotrichida, Oxytrichidae.
AUGAGAUAUUAUUCCAAGCUAAAGGAUAAUUAUCAGCGUCUUGAUGAUAGUUUCAACAAGGCUCCUACUCAUGUUAUAGAUGCCAAUCUUUUUAUAACAUCUUUGGAUGUCUAUGGACUCAAAAAUAAUUAGUCUAAACAUGGUUCUUUUACUAUUAUCUUUAGUGUUUGGAAUUCACUACUAGGAGCAUCUUUAGUUACUAUACCUUGGGCAUUUUCGAAUGCAGGAUUAGUUCUAGGAUCCUUGAUAAUCAUGCUAAGCUUUGCAAUAAGCUAUUACACUUGCUGGUUGAUAUUGAAACUAGCUAAAGAUGAAGAAUAAGAUUUUACAGAAACUCUUUAAAGAUAUUUUGGGAAAUUCGGGUCUUAUCUAGGCAUCCUCUCAGCUAUAUUUGCCUUAAUGAUUCCUCUAAUGUUUUUCUUCUAAAUCAUCUGCCAAACUCUUUUCCCUUCGAUAAUUGCAAUGACUUCAACGUUAUAAAAUCCAACUAUAGAUCUCUACCCAGAUUUUAGCAAAUUCUCAUAUUCCUAUACAUGCUUAGCCAUUUUUGCACUUCUAUUUAUUGUGAGUCUAAAGAAAGAUCUCAAAAUAUUCAUCAAAAUUAACAGCUUUGGAGUCAUCUUCACUAUCAUAAUUAUUUUGUUUUUAAUCGGAGUGGGGGUAUCUGCUCUUUAAGAUACAAAUUUUGAAGUAGUUGAGACAUAUGAUAAUUCUUAAUAAAAUGAUAUAGAAUCUGAGAGUUACACAUUGCAACUUUACUCUUUAUAAUUUGCUCCUUUGAUGGGAAUAAUGAAUGGAGGGUUUUAUUUCCAUAAUCUUGCUAUCCCAAUACUGAAGAACUCAUCAAAAAAAGAAAAUAAUGCAAGAGAUGUUUUCUUUGGCUAUUUCUUAGCCUUACUAUCCUAUCUUGCCUGCGGAUUACUUGGAUAUAUUGGAUUUUCAGGAAAGUAAUUUAAUCAUUAGCCUAUAGAACAAAACUGUCUUAACAUGUUUACCCCUAACAAUCCAAUGGCAUUUAUAAUUAGGGGAUGCGUCGCGUUUUUAUUGAUUACAUUGUUUCCCUUAUUGUUAACUAUUUAGAAGCAAUAGUUCUGGAUCCUAUAUCAAAAAUUUAAAAGUAGGAGAAGGUACGAUUACAAGAGAUAUUAAAAGCAAAUAACCCAAAGAUUUUCUAUAAUAUCUUGUAUUUUCACACUUAUAUUUAUCACAAUAAUUGCAAUAUACUACCCAAAGGCUGGAUCCUUGGCUUCAAUCCUCGCUUCAAUAUUCUGUUACUUCUUUGUAUACCUAAUACCGGCUAGCUUGCACAUAAGAUAGCUCUAUCUAGAUCAUUACGGUUCUAAAUAACCUGACCUAAAUACAAUUAAUUAGAAUGAAAGUAUUUACUCAACAUGCUUGCUAGAUAAGAGCAUUAACGGAUAAAGAGAUGAUCAUAAUUAGUAUAGUGCUUAAAAGUCUUAAGCGAAUAGAAACACACUUGAUAGAUAGUAUAUUUCAGUAUCCCCAGCAGAUUUGAGCUUUAACAUUCAAAAGCCUACAUAAUCUUUCCCAAAGACAAGUAUCCUGCUUAUUGCCUUAGAUGUACUAAUUAUGCUAUACGGGCUAGGUGUUUUAGCUCUUUAGUAUGUUAAACUUUAGUGA